AUGGCGACGCCCAAGAGGACCAACUCGCCGGCGGCGAUGCCUCCCGCGCCCAACCGCGAGGAUGCUUUGGCGACAUGGAACUACUUGGAGGCAGGCAUAGAACGCAUCAUGCUUCACUUAGAGUCCGGUAUCGACAUGCAUACUUACAUGGGAGUCUACACGUAUAGCCUCACUCGCACCCCCACGCCCUCGACAGUUUGCUAA
Messenger RNA from Verticillium alfalfae VaMs.102, 204 nucleotides. RefSeq lists its product with no specific name. The transcript has 3 exons. Lineage: Eukaryota; Fungi; Ascomycota; Sordariomycetes; Glomerellales; Plectosphaerellaceae. The record is from RefSeq and is a predicted model, not a curated record. Bases 1 to 204 code for a protein of 67 amino acids.